AUGACCACCGAUACCGCCACCACCGCCACUACCACUAAGGACGAGAUCAUCAUCCCCUUGCUGUUCUACGUCCAGCGCAUUCAACGAUUACUCUAUGAGAUCCCCUCUGACGACGAGGCUAACGCCCUAGUGACAGAGACCUUCAGUCCGGAAGCGAAGUUUGAAUGGAACUCCGAACCCAUCGAGCUCGACGGCUUCCGAAACUUCGUGCAAGAAUGGCGCUCCCGCUACACCUUCCUCGACUUCGAGUUCCACGAGGCCGUGGCCACCCCCGACACCACCGACGACAAAGGCCGUGGGGGCACGGUUGGGUUCGGGUUGAAGGGACGUGUGCUGGGCAAGGAGGAUGGCAGGAUGUAUGAGGGGAAGGUGCAUGCGAUCUACAAGGUCGAAUGGAAGGGCGAUCGUCGGGUGAUUACGAAGAGUACGCAGGUCUUGCAGGGACCGUAUGUGGUUGAUGAUGAGAGAUAG
Messenger RNA from Aspergillus ibericus CBS 121593, 471 nucleotides. RefSeq lists its product as uncharacterized. The record is from RefSeq and is a predicted model, not a curated record. The coding region runs from base 1 to 471 and encodes 156 amino acids. The transcript has 4 exons. Lineage: Eukaryota; Fungi; Ascomycota; Eurotiomycetes; Eurotiales; Aspergillaceae.